AUGCAUAAAACACCCAUGGCAUCACAGCCGGUGGUGCUGCUGAAGGAGGAGACCUCCGACCCAGACACUGGCUUACCCAGCUUCCAGGAGGUCAACGACUCUCUUCGCGAACUUCGCAGUGUGGUCAAUGAACAGUUUGCGAGGCAGAAAGACAUGCUGCUGAACCUGACUGUCCAGGUAUCGGAAAUGCAGCUUCAGUCUGGCACAGGCAGACUCUUUCGCCCUCAAGUGUCGGGGGACAGUGUUCCGGGCAUGCGGGCAUCGGUGGAUGACUCCUUCGCUGCAACUCCCAUCACGGAGUCCAUGGACUUUCAGGCGAGCCAGUUUCGGAUGCCGGCAAUGGAAGGGCCCACAUCUUCGAGAGGAGGACACCAUGUUGCAAUCAGCCGCCACAGCAGCGAUGGCAAGGCUUCCGCUCGGCUGAGUCCGGGUGAGGUCAGCGAGUUGCCCGAGUUGCCAGGCCCGGGCCAGCGCGAAUCCGUGAAAUCGGAUUUCUACGCAAUGCAGGAGAAGGUCCGGAAGUCCUUCAUCUCAGCGUUCAAAGAGCCCCCACUGGUGCCAGGAAGCCUUUGUGCAUACAGGAUUGUCAACUCCAAGACCUUUUCCGGCAUGAUCUCCAGUUUGAUUUUCCUGAAUCUGGUGCUGUUGGGGGCCGAGGUGGAUGCCUCUUCUGGCCUUCCCUUAGAUGUCCAACUGGAGAGCUUCUAUGUGCUCAACAACAUCCUUGUGAGUAUUUUCGUUGUGGAAGUGGUGCUCAAGAUUUCCGCAUACAAGUGCGGAGGUUUUUUCUCGGGAAUUGAUCGCUGGUGGAACUUGUUCGACUUAUCCAUCGUACUCCUCAGCGUGCUCGAAAUCGUUAUCGACUUGAUCGCCCAAUCGCUGUCGGACGGGGACGGGCAGUUCAUGGACAUCAGCCACCUGCGCAUUGCCCGCUUUGCGCGACUGGUCCGGGCAUUGCGUGGAAUUCGUGCCUGA
Messenger RNA from Symbiodinium sp. CCMP2456, 975 nucleotides. NCBI's taxonomy places the organism in Eukaryota, Dinophyceae, Suessiales, Symbiodiniaceae. The record is from the annotation of a GenBank genome assembly.